Molecule: messenger RNA, 9782 nt
Organism: Chelonia mydas (Green sea turtle)
Lineage: Eukaryota; Metazoa; Chordata; Testudines; Cheloniidae
Gene: MLXIP
Product: MLX interacting protein
Exons: 17
Coding region: 46-2688 (880 amino acids)
Biological process (GO): regulation of transcription by RNA polymerase II
Cellular component (GO): nucleus
Molecular function (GO): protein dimerization activity; RNA polymerase II cis-regulatory region sequence-specific DNA binding; DNA-binding transcription factor activity, RNA polymerase II-specific
Source: RefSeq, a predicted model, not a curated record
GUCGGGAGGGGUCCGCGGCCGCAGCAGGAGCGGGAGGCUCGGGCCAUGGCCGCCGACGUGUUCAUGCGGCCGGGCCGGCUCCCGGGGGCGGCGGGGCCCGUGUCGCGGCGGGCGGAGCCGGACGAGGACUCCUCGGACACGGACGAUGGGGGCUCCCCGGCGGGGCGGCGGCCCGGGCUGCGGCGGGGCCAGCCCGCGGGGCCCCAGAUCAUCCACUCGGGCCACUUCAUGGUCUCGUCGCCGCACAGCGAGCACCCGCCCAAGAAGGGCUACGACUUCGACACGGUCAACGAGCAGACGUGCCAGACCUACCGCUUCGGGGCGGCGCGGGGCGGCGGCGGGGCCGGGGGGCGCCUCAGCAUCGACGCCUCCCUCACCAAGCUCUUCGAGUGCAUGAGCCUGGCCUACAGUGGGAAGUUGGUUUCACCAAAAUGGAAGAAUUUUAAAGGUUUAAAACUUCAGUGGAGGGAUAAAAUUCGUCUCAACAAUGCCAUCUGGAGGGCAUGGUAUAUGCAGUACCUGGAGAAACGCAAGAACCCAGUGUGCCAUUUUGUGACUCCACUAGAUGGCUCUAUUGAUGUAGAGGAACAUCGGCGGCCUGAAGCCAUUGCAACAGAAGGGAAAUAUUGGAAACGAAGAAUCGAAAUAGUCAUCAGGGAAUAUCACAAGUGGAGAACAUACUUCAAGAAAAGGUUACAGAAACACAAAGAGGAAGACCUUUCAAGCUUGGUGCGGGAUGAUGACGUGGUUCUCUGGCAUCAGAGUAGAUAUGGCAGUGAAACCCCGGUCCCUAUGGAGGAAGAUUCCUUUCUGGAUGCAGACAUGCUUAUGUCUGAGUUCACUGACACCCUGUUCUCUACGCUUUCUUCACAUCAGCUGAUUGCCUGGCCAAAUCCCAGAGAGAUAGCACACUUAGGAAAUGCUGACAUGAUUCAGCCAGGACUUAUCCCCCUCCAGCCAAACCUAGAUUUCAUGGAUACUUUUGAAUCUUUUCAGGAUCUGUUCUCAUCCAGUCGCUCUGGCAACUUUUUCACUUCUCUCCCUGCUGCCAGUUCUGCUAUGACAGAUACCAGCAGCCAUUCUUCCCAGUCUUCUGUCCUGCCCUCAGGUUCUUUACCCAGCCCACUCCCAACGGUGAGCCUCAGUGAAGGAUUGAUUGCCUCAUCAGUACCUGCUCCUGUCAUUCCUGAUGUUGGUGCUAACCAAUGUUCCAACAUUCGGAGUGGGGGCUCUUUCAUCCAGCCAUCAGACUUCAAUUCCAGUUCAUCUCUAAGUGCCCAGCAGCCAUUUCUUCCGGUGUUCCCAGCUCCUGUGUCGCUGCUGCAGCCCACUGUCCCACCACAACAAGCCGCUUUGCCCACGGUGCCUCUGAAUGCCAGCUUGAAUUCUCAGCCGCCUGCUUUUACUGCUCCAGAAACCCAAAAGUCUGGCCUCUGCAAAUCUUCCAUUGUUACCCACACGGCUUCUGCCACCCAGACCCACAACGCCUCUGCUACCACCUUCAGCCAGAGCCAGAACCUCAUUCUGGCAACACAGCAGCCAGGGGGAGGCGUGCCUUGUAACCUGACUCUACAGACUGCUGUCGUGCAGGGGCAGCCCCGGCCUCAGCUACAACCCCACCUGACGUUUGCACUCCCGAAAGCCAUUCCCCUGGCAAAUGCUGGGACAAGACCCAAACAGCCACAAAAAAUAGUGCCUGUUCCAAAGCCUGAAACGGUGUCCUUAGUAUUAAAAAAUGCCUUCAUCACCCCAGCUGCCUUUCAGGGACAGUCCAGAGCUGUGAUCGUAACCCCAGCACCUUUAAAAAGAGAGGGGAUUUUGACUCCAGCCAUGUCUCCACCUAGUGUUGUAAUUGCACCAGCUGGAAUUGCCAGAGCUCCCGGGGUGAUGGAAUUCCAUAAUAACAUUCUGGUUGGUCAAGCACAGCAAGCUCCGAAUAACCAGCAAGUCCAGUCCACAGUCUCGCAUCGCUUCUCUCCUAGUGCAGUCCAAGAUGUGAAAGGAGAGCAAAUCCCUUCCCACAGUACCUGUUCACAAGUUCCCUCACCUACACCUAGCCGAGAUUGUCAGAAUUCAGGACAGGCCUCUCCCUGCCCAUCUGAACAAAGCCCCAGUCCUCAGUCUCCACAGAAUAAUUGCUCAGGAAAAUCCACAGCUAACCCUCAGAUGGCUGCAUUUAAGAAUCGAAGGAUGAAGCAUAUUUCAGCAGAACAAAAGAGAAGAUUUAAUAUCAAGAUUGGUUUUAGCACCCUGAACAGCCUGGUAUCAGCUAACUCUAAGUCAAUCAGCCACGCAAUCACGCUCCAGAAGACUGUGGAAUAUAUCGCUAAACUACAGCAGGAGAGAAUGCAGUCACAAGAGGAAACCAGGCGCCUUCGGGAGGAGAUUGAGGAGCUAAACACUGCCAUCAUUUCUUGUCAACAGCAGCUCCCUGCUACCGGGGUUCCCAUAACACGACAGAGAUUUGAUCACAUGCGGAGUAUGUUUGAUGAGUACAUGAGAAACAGGACCCUCCAGAACUGGAAGUUCUGGAUUUUUAGUAUUAUCAUUAAGCCACUGUUUGAGUCCUUCAAUGGAAUGGUGUCUACGACUAGUUUAGAGGAUCUGAACCAGACCGCAAUGGCUUGGCUGGAUCAGCAUUGUUCGCUCCCUGUUCUGAGGCCAAGCCCUUUAUUCCAGUGGUGCUGAACACCCUUCGGCAUCUCAGUAUAACCACCUCGAUCCUGUCAGAUCCAUCACGCCUGCCAGAGCAAGCCACUGAGGCAGUUUGUAAGAUCAACAAAACAGCUGGGGAAACCUAACAACCACAAAUGAUGAGUUACCUAUACAAGACGUGAAGAACGUCCCAGCCUCACAGACUUAUGAGUCUCCUUACAGUUCGUGCACUUUAGAAGGGAUUCUCUCUAUCAUGUAGGACAUUGUUCAGGGCAUUUUGCCUCUGGCUUCUGAACAUGUAGAGAUACAAUGCAACAUUGUCUAAGGCUUGGCUCCCUCUUCAAUACCUGUUAGGCUCAGUUAAGUGAGAAUGCCAACCUCAGAUACAUAAGUAGGCUAGGGUCCUGCAUUCAGCAAUAAAAAAAAUCUCCAUCAAUGAAGCAUGAAUAAAUACACAGUGAACAUCUUUGCAUAAAAUGACUUUAAGUACUAAACAAGGUGUAAAUUCACUACACCUAGGAACAAUUUGUUAAAGGGAAAUGCACAUCUGAUUUCAUGAAAGGUACUGUGCUUUUUCAUUUUAUUACCUGCUGUUCAAUUUCUUUGUUGUGUUACUUGAACAGUAAAAAAAAGUUGAUAAAAAGAAUGAUCAACAUAUUAAUAACCAAAGGAGAAAAAGUUAAUCAAAGAUACAAAAUCAUGGUAAAAUACUAGAAUUAAAAUCUCAGGUUGUGUAUGUAUCUUUAUUUUAGUUCAGUAUAUUAUUUGUAUGUGAUCAUUUGGUGGGUAUGCUUUAUUUCCUAGCAAAUAAAGUAGCAGAUGUUUUCUUAGAACUUUUUUUUCCUGAUUUAGGCAGUACAAGUGCAUAGCAGGACAGUUUGGCAAGUACAAGAGAACAAUUUCUUUAAUUUGUGUGAACUUUUUACUUGUAAAUAUAGACGUGAAUUUCCAUACAGGCUUAAACUGUAAACUAUUUUUUCUUACAUGCUGCAGAGUUGAACUCUCCAUCAUAACACAUGUGCACAGAUGAUGCUGUAAUGCUUUAGAGACAGAAACUGAGUUUGUAAUGCUAGGAAGUUGGCAUUUAUGUUGUCACAGAAAUUAGAUCAAUCCAUAUGUACUCAUAAGCUAUCCCUCACUCCUGUAUCUUCUUUGCCUAUUUCCCCUGCUUCAGUAUCCCUGCCCUAAGUCCUAAACUCUUGAAAGAUUUAGGUCACGGUUGUCAGUCUUUAAGAGGAGGCUUGCAUCCAACAUAAAACUUAGAACACAGCUUGUUUGAUAUCUGAAAUGUGAUUUUAUUCACUGUGACUGGCACAGUAAGUGUCUGACAUAACUAUAGAUGGGUCUGAGCUUCACUGUUCACUAGCAAUGUGUUCAUCACCAUAGUGCUAGCAACUUCUGGCCAACAGUACCUCAUGCAGAUUGUUCCUGUCCACAUUAGGAUUAAUCUAAGUGGGGCAGGGUGUAUGUAUGUGCCAUUGGCGAAUUAGGAGGAGUAUGGGGAUAAACCUGGAGACUCUUGACCCAUGAUUUGUAGGCCUUCUCUUGCAGUGCCUUCUCCAUAGCUCAUGUCAUGGAGGCUCUGCAAAACUGACUCUCUUUGGUUGGAGCAAAGCUGGAGCAGAAGAUUUAUGCUUCAAGCCUUCCCAGCUUUGGGGUUUGUUCCUUGCCAGUGCCUUUGCACAGCACCUUGCCCACCAGUGUUGCUCUCAGCCUGUGUCCUGGGGACAGGGUUUGGCUUGUGGGUAACAAGUUACUCUGCUGCAUCACUGUAAUGAAGUCUACUAAAAACAUGAUCCUUGAUAGCCAGCCCCCUUGACCUGAAAGUAGAGGCACGAUGUAAAGCUUAAGUCUUCUGUUGAGGUUCUGAUGCGGCACUCAUCACUCUGGUAUCUGAGCUCCUGCUUUCCAAUGCAGUGAAAAACUAAGUGAUUUGUUGCUUAGCUACUAGCAUAUAACCACCUAAGCGGAGAGCUGUACUGUGCACAGCUAGAGAAAUGCCUAGCAGUGUCUGCUUUCACAGUGACGGGUAACUCCAAUAAUGUGAUUACACGUCUGAGCGUUUUUGUUUGGUUUUUUGUUCCACUGCAUGAAUUAACUUUAUCUGCAAAAGAAUUGAGCCUUCAGGCCAUUGACUGUAUUUUGUAUCUGGCUCAAAAUUUGAGAUCCCAGAAGUUUACCAAACUCUCAGGUCAGUUUUCGUGGCAGAAAAAUAAAUCAUUAAACUCAGCACAACUUAUUAAUAACUCUGACAAUUCCACUACUUUCUAGAGAGAAGUUAUUAGGAACCAUGUUAACAAUCCAGGUAAAGCCACCUGAUAUCUUCCCUUGGUACCUUUCCUUCCAGUUUCACAAGGAAGCUGCAUUGAGAUGGGCAGGUCUAGUACGCUGACAGUGUUUAGUUAGGUUUCAGAGUAACAGCCGUGUUAGUCUGUAUUCGCAAAAAGAAAAGGAGUGCUUGUGGCAUCUUAGAGACUAACCAAUUUAUUUGAGCAGUUUCCACAGUAUGCAUCCGAUGAAGUGAGCUGUAGCUCACGAAAGCUUAUGCUCAAAUAAAUUGGUUAGUCUCUAAGGUGCCACAAGUACUCCUUUUCUUUUAGUGUUUAGUUAGAGAGCAGACUGAAAAUAAUUUGAUAUUACACACUCUAAAAUAUUUUCAGGGAUUUUACAUUAGGAAGCAACUCUUCACUUUCUCUGCCAUAUAACUUUCCAUUUGGAGGGUCAGGCUUUCAAAAGUUACCUGUGAAACAAACUGCAGGAUUUCCCUGUCCUGAGUUUUUGCAUUCUCAACUUUUCACAGCUGAGUUUUUGCACAUGCCGAACAUCAGUUAUGGUGGAAAUGGCAUUUGUACAUGCAAAUCAAGAGACAUUUUGCUACGCAUUUAUAUACCUAAACUUCACACACACCUCUGAGAUUUUUGCAGCUGUAGAAAAACUUCAGUUACAGCUGUAGGGAUAGCAGUUGAAGGUCCUUUGAAAAUGUAGGCCUAGACUUUAUUGAAAUAGUACAUAGAGGUGGUUGGUAAGCGGUGAAGUGGCUUUUCUACAUAUAUACUCAGGCCUAGAUAUGCAGUACAAUCUAUUAGUAAAAUAAGCAAUAUUGUUUGGUAUCCAUCUGAAUAAAUGGUGCUAUAUAAAUGUAAGAUCUUUUCUAUCGAUGCCUAUAUUCAGCCUUCAUUUUAUCAAUGAUCUUGAACUUCUAACAAAAUCUGACACAGUGAUUAGCUGGGUUCCCCCCCAACUUCCUCAUUUACACACCUACCUUAUUGAUACAUAUUUUAACAUGCAAAUAUAUAUAUAUAUAUAUCAGGUGAAGUUGUCUCCAGUCUGCAUGGUAGAUAUUGUGCCUGGUUCUUACCUCAUCCCAGUGUAAAUUGGGAGUAAUUGCAUUGAAGACAAUGUGAAGUGCGAUCAUAAUCAAUCUUUCCCUCAACACGCAAGAUGUACUAAGAGCCUGUUAGAAAGCUCAUUAAAGUCAGUGAAAGUCUUUCUGCUGACUUCCAGGAGCUUUGGAUCAGACCCUAAAGAGUUCAGUCCCAACUCCCAUUGAAAUCAAUAGAAGGACUCGCAUUGACUGCAUUGGUAGCCUAAAGGAACAUGAAAGGAGAUUGUGACUGAGCUGCUUAAAGUUAUCAGGUUACCACUUUUUUUAUCUAGAAGUCUGCUAAAAACCAUCGAGUCUCACUGCAUAGCUGAACAGAUUAAAAUGGGACAGAUAGGGUGUGUAUCGUUAGUUGCAGGGGAAACGGACACAGAACAGUUCUGCUUGCUGUGCAAAGAUCGGCAGCACUUUAUCGUUUGGUUUUUUUAUUAAAAAUUGCUGACUUUGGCAGUGAGGAAGGGGAAAAGUGUACGAGGGAGAAGAAAAAAGAAUACAGACUUUUCAUUCUGUAUGGCAUUUACCAGAAAUCAUCUGCUUUCCUAAAUCUUUUGAGUUGAACAAAUACCCAUGACGCAUGGAGACUUGAAAAAUAAGAUCUUGCCCCUUAGUGGAGGUUUAUAAUUCUGAGAACCCUUUGCCACCUAAUUUCUGUAAAUCUGAACUCUCGUUUGUUUAUUUCAGACUACAGGUUUUAUCGUGACAGUGCUUAUUGGGGGCACUGGAAACUGGACUGGGAGUUUACAGACCUUGGUUCAAUUCCUGGCUCUGCCGCUGUUUUGCUGUGGGCCUAGUCACUUACAUCUGCCUCAGUUUCUUCCUCUGUAAAAUGGGGAUGAUACUUCAUCUUUUGUAAAGCAGUUAGUAUUUCUACAGAGCUUUUCUUUAGAUCGCAAAAUACUGUUAUGAAAAAAGAUUGACCCAAUUUAUAUGAAUUGCGGUGUAAAUCUCUGCUAUAAGCUUGAACUUUGUAUUCUAUUUCUGCUCACCAGCUAAGGGGUUUAAAUAACACAUCUUUCAAAAAGAGGAUUUCUGCCCAGAGCAGUCACACUCUGCCUCAGUUUAUCGAGUUCCAAUUCAGUUCUUUGUGGCACCAAACAGAUGCAGGCUCUCAACCAGUCCCCACUAUCUGUCUGCAGUUUACAGAGAAUUUUAGGUGACACCUACGGUCUACCUCGCCUUCAGUGGCUUCGUAUUGUAGAUUGGUUCCCAAAGAAUCUGUAGUACUCAGAUUCAUUGUUAGCUUCCCUAAAAGCCAAACACAAGUUAUGCUUUACUCAGACCCAAAUCAUUGGGUUCAAUACAGGGGUAUCUGGGUGAAAUAAUGGCCUGUGAUGUACUAGAUCAGCAUUUCUCAAACUGGGGUCCAUGGGCUCUGCUGAUCAACUCCUCCCAGCACCUCCUGCACAUCAGGGAACUGUUCCCCAGUGUGCAGGAGGCACUGGGAGGGAGGGGGAAGAGUGGAACAGGCUGCACAGGGAGGGGGCAGAAAGAGGCAGGGAAGAGGAGGGUCAGGGGUGAGUGCAUGCAGGGCUUGGGACUGAGCAGGUGAUUUGGGGGUCCUUGGAUUUUCAAAGUUUGAGAACCACUGUACUAGAUGAUCUAAUGGUCCCUUCCGCCCUUAAACUCUGUACAUCUCUGCAACCCAACACAUCAGCUACUGUAGUUCUCUUAGGGCCUUAUGCUUCCUGCCAACAGCACAGUCAUGGGCAGAAAAAACCAGAAACUAGCUGAGGUUGAGGGAGCAAGAGCACCGCAGGGAUGGGGACAAGGGAUACUCUUGGCAGCACGAUCCCCUCACAGAACUGUUGGGAUUUCUUUGUGGGAGAUAAUACUGGGUCUAUUGGCAGGCUCUGCCAUGGCUUUCCCGUCCCCUAGAGAAAUACCCCCUGCAGGGAGACUCUCUGUAUCAGCUGCUGGAAGGGAGCUGUGUGGACAAGCGUAGAUGUGCUGUGUCUGCGUGUGACUAUUCCUGCGCUCUGUGAGUGCCCCAAGCUCCUGGAGAUUUUCUCACAGAGCUGAGGCAAUGUCUGCACUGCGAGCACUCGUGUAGACGUUUCCUACAUUGAGGGAAGGGGGUUUUCCAAUCACUGUAGCUAAUCUACCUUUUAAUCUACCUUUCUGAGAGCCUGUAGCUAAGUCGAUGGAAGAAUUCUCCCAUCAACCUACCUAUGUCUGUACUGGGAGUUAGGUCAACCUAACUACGUCAGACAGGGCACAAAAUUCUUUACAGCCCUGAGCAACGUACCAAGGUUGAUCUAAUUUGUAAGUACAGACCAGGCCUUAUUAGGGUACUACAGGUUUGGUGCGUCUCAGUUCAGCCAUCCCCUCCUCCCAACAGGAUGAUCUGUUGAAAAUCCUGAAUAUAGUGGAGCUUCCUGGGCCCUCUGUGUGCCCUUUUGACCAGGGCAUGAUAUGACCCUUAGAAUCUGGGACUCUGAAAAUUACUUGAUUGUGGGAAAUGUGCACAAAAAAGUCCAGUAAUACCCCAGAGUCUCCAGGCGCCAGCUUUCUGCUAGAUCUCUGUGCAUCUGUAAGUGCUUGAAAAGGCAAAGACCAGCAAGGUCACACUGCUAAGCAGCGUCUUGCCAGCUUGAGUGAAUCCAUUUAGUUUGCAGCCCCAGAGUUUGACAUUCCAGUACGUGUGUUUGGUUUUAAAACCAAAAACCUCUGUGAGAUCAGGCAGCGGUUUGAGAGCAGUUAUAAUAUUUAGUGCCCGUGGCAUUUCUGGGUAAUAGCAGAAACGGUCAGCAGCAUGAAGCUUUUGUAGUUCCAUCUUUUCUGCCUAUUCUUGGGAUGGUUAAUUCUUGACCUGCUGGUGCCAGUUGAAAGCUACUUUGGGGGGCGGGGAAUUGACUAUUCAGUAUCAGGACAGUUUUGAAUAAUUUGUCUGGUGUUAUCUACACUUUAUUUCCAGUGCCUGCUUCUACUUUUGAUUAUACACCAAGAUAAAGUAAAAUGAUCAAAUUACUGUUGCCACUAAAUCACGUAGUCUUAGGGGCCCAAUCGGCAAGUUGCCGAGUGCCCUUAACUUCUUCUGACUUGAGUAAGAUAUUUGGUGGGGUAACGACUGCAGGAUUUGGCCUGCCCAUUGCUUGCCUCCAGUAAUUUUUGUCUACUAUGUGGGUGCAUGUGUUUCAUAACAGUUUUCUGCAGCAAGGCCACUUCCUCCCUCGGCCCUGUUCCCAUUGACUUUGAUUGGGGCACCGGCUCUCCAUUUUUCUUCUUUAUUAAACAGGUGUCAUGCUGUUUUGCAUUGCAAGACUGCAGGCACACAGGUAGGUUUUGGACAGAUAUGUAAAACCCAGUAUGGUUACAAAGCAACAUACCAAGGCAUUUUAAUAUAAUGGUCUCAUGGCUGUUGGAAUUGUUUUUAUUCUGAACUUAAAGCACAGCUCAUACGCAUGAAUAAAAUGUUAAGACAAAGUAAGUGAGCGCUCGAAGCAAUCCUCCUCCUCCUCUUUAAUGAUACAUUGGACAAAGUGCUUCCUGUGCUGCCAUAAAAAUUUGCUACAGGUAUUUUUUUAAAUGAAUGGAUUUGAUUUUUUUGUUACAUAAACACUCGGAAGAACACGGGCUUCAGAUGUGCUCUUGCUUUGGCCUUGUUAUAUAAGGUUUUCUGUUCUAUUGUAGGAGACAACUUCUGCUGUGCUACUGGUAUGCAGCAUUUGUCAUGCAGCUCUGUUAAAUGUGCAAUGCAAUUUUAUAUUUACAACCAAAACAAUAAAUGUUAUUUUUUGGAAGAAAA